Messenger RNA from Lolium rigidum, 609 nucleotides. Its product is annotated as 21.9 kDa heat shock protein-like. The transcript has a single exon. The record is from RefSeq and is a predicted model, not a curated record. Gene Ontology annotation, biological process: response to heat; response to hydrogen peroxide; protein complex oligomerization. Bases 1 to 609 code for a protein of 202 amino acids. NCBI's taxonomy places the organism in Eukaryota, Viridiplantae, Streptophyta, Magnoliopsida, Poales, Poaceae.
AUGGCGACUGUGUCCAAGAAGGCUCUGGCGGUAGCGGCUUUUGUCGCGAUGGCCGUGCUGGCCCCGCCCGUGGCCGCGCUGGUGCCGUACGGCCUGAGCGGCGGGCUAUGGGACCUGCUCGACGACCCGUUCCGGGUGCUGGAGCAGACGCCGCUCGCGGUGUCCUCCAGGCCGGCGUCGGCCAGCAGCCAGACGGGGGCAAUCUCCCCGGCGGUGGCGCUGGCGAGGUGCGACUGGAAGGAGACGCCCGACGCGCACGUCAUCUCGCUGGACGUGCCCGGGGUGCGGCGGGACGACGUGAAGGUGGAGGUGGAGGACAACCGCGUGCUGCGGGUCUCCGGCGAGCGCAGGGCGGACGAGGAGAAGGAGGGCGAGCGGUGGCACCGCGCCGAGCGCGCUGCGGGGAGGUUCUGGCGCCGGUUCCGCAUGCCUGCCGGCGCUGACGUCGACCGCGUCGCCGCGCGCCUGGAGGACGGCGUGCUCACCGUCACGGUGCCCAAGGUCGCCGAGCACCCCAGGCGGGAGCCCCGCGUCAUCAGCAUCGCUGGGGAGGACGCCAACAGCGGUGGCAAGGGCGCGGAGGUCAGGACGUCGAAGGCCGAUGUGUGA